Molecule: messenger RNA, 2293 nt
Organism: Morus notabilis
Lineage: Eukaryota; Viridiplantae; Streptophyta; Magnoliopsida; Rosales; Moraceae
Product: CDPK-related kinase 5
Exons: 11
Coding region: 158-1969 (603 amino acids)
Biological process (GO): protein autophosphorylation; peptidyl-serine phosphorylation; intracellular signal transduction
Cellular component (GO): cytoplasm; nucleus
Molecular function (GO): calcium-dependent protein serine/threonine kinase activity; calcium/calmodulin-dependent protein kinase activity; ATP binding
Source: RefSeq, a predicted model, not a curated record
CAAAUAAAAAUUCAAAUCCCUUUGAACUAAAUUGAGCAAAGAAAAAAGUCUAGAAUUUUCAAAAUCCAUUAUCCGAAUUCGGAAUAAUGUUCUGACCUGGGAUUAGGCGAUUAAAACCCCCAAACUCUCUCUGUUUGGGGAGGUUUUUUUCACUCUAAUGGGUCUCUGCGUUUCAAAACCUUCCCAAAACUCUGUCCUUUCUGAUCCCCAGCCGGCGAACGGGAACGACCCUGUCCCGGCUAGUCAUAUCCCAGUCUCGGAUAAUGCCGCCUCCGCCAAUGGCGACGUCCGAUCGGCAGAGUCGCAGAACGGGAAGAAAUCCCCGUUCUUCUCGUUCUACAGUCCCAGUCCGGCUCACUACCUGUUCGGGAAGAAGUCUCCGGCGAGAUCUCCGGCGAAUGCGAGCUCGAUCUCGACUCCGAAGCGGUUUUUCAGGCGGCCGUUCCCGCCGCCGUCUCCUGCGAAGCACCUGAAGGCGGUGCUGGCGAGGCGACACGGCUCGGUGAAGCCGAACGAGGCGGCGAUACCGGAGGGGAGCGAAGGCGAGCCGGGGGCGACGCUGGAUAAGAGCUUCGGGUUCUCUAAGCAUUUCGGGAACAAGUAUGAGAUGGGAGAGGAGGUCGGGAGGGGACAUUUUGGCUACACUUGCGCUGCGAGGCUCAAGAAGGGCGAGCUCAAGGGGGAACAGGUGGCGGUUAAAGUGAUUCCGAAAGCGAAGAUGACCACUGCCAUUGCCAUUGAGGACGUGAGGAGGGAAGUAAAGAUAUUGAGAGCUUUGACGGGUCAUGGUAAUCUAAUACAAUUUUACGAUGCAUAUGAAGACCAGGAUAAUGUCUACAUAGUAAUGGAGUUAUGUGAAGGAGGGGAGCUGUUAGAUAGGAUACUCUCAAGGGGUGGAAAAUAUUCGGAGGAUGAUGCAAGGAAAGUUUUGACACAGAUAUUAAACGUUGUCACAUUUUUUCACCUUCAGGGUGUGGUCCAUCGGGAUCUUAAACCUGAGAAUUUUCUAUUUACGUCAAAGGAUGAAAAUUCCGAAUUGAAGGCCAUAGACUUUGGCUUGUCAGAUUUUGUCAAACCAGAUGAAAAGCUUAACGACAUUGUUGGCAGUGCUUAUUAUGUAGCUCCUGAAGUUUUACAUCGAGCCUACAGCACCGAGGCUGAUGUUUGGAGUAUAGGUGUAAUUGCAUAUAUUCUCUUGUGUGGCAGCAGGCCAUUUUGGGCCCGAACUGAAUCUGGGAUAUUUCGUACUGUGCUCAAAGCUGAUCCAGGUUUCGAUGAACCACCUUGGCCCUCACUAUCUGCUGAGGCGAAAGACUUUGUCAAGCGCCUAUUGAUUAAGGACCCACGAAAAAGAAUGAGUGCUGCUCAAGCCCUAUGUCACCCGUGGCUGAAAAAUAAUAAUGAUGUUAAAGUUCCUUUGGAUAUACUAAUAUUCAAACUCCUGAAGGCUUACAUGCGUUCAUCAUCUCUUCGGAAAGCUGCUUUAAGGGCCCUGUCUAAAACAUUGACUGUAGAUGAGCUCCAUUAUAUGAAGGAGCAGUUUGCACUAUUGGAACCAAGCAAAAAUGGCACAAUAAGCCUAGAAAAUAUUAAAGCGGUCCUGAUGAAAAAUGCAACUGAUGCAAUGAAGGAGUCACAUGUCCUUGACAUUCUAGCAUCGUUCAAUGCAUUGCAAUACAGAAGGAUGGAUUUUGAGGAGUUCUGUGCGGCGACAUUGAGCGUCCAUCAGCUUGAGGCUCUUGAUCGAUGGGAGCAACAUGCUCGUUGUGCAUAUGAAUUAUUUGAAAAGGAAGGAAACAGGGCUAUUGUCAUUGAGGAACUUGCUUCGGAACUCGGUGUCGGCCCAUCUGUCCCUGUUCAUGCUGUUCUUCACGAUUGGAUCAGGCACACUGAUGGAAAGCUGAGCUUCCUUGGCUUUGUCAAAUUGUUACACGGGGUAUCUAUCCGGACCCUUGCAAAAGCUCAUUGACAGCUUCCGUGGGGAUUCAAGAAAGUAGUUGCUGGUCGGACCUUUUUGAUUCGACGUAUAACAUACUGGCAAGAAGAGUUUGUUAUGGCAACUUUCCGGAUCUCUUUUAAACAGUUAGUCAUGGCGAAACGGAUUCUAUAUACUUUCUUAGUUGUACUGCCCAGUACAAUUGUGCUGGAGCUAUAACGAGUGUGCUCCAUGCUAAGAAGCUGAGGCAUUUGUGUUGUCUUCUGUAAAGCUGUAGUUAGUUUGGUGUGUUUAGUUCCAGGUGAGAAUUAGUUCUUAACUGAGUUAUUAAAGUGAUUGCACUCGAUGAUUCUGACA